UCUCUCUCUCUCUCUCUCUCUCUCUCAGCGGGCAGGGCCUUCCCUUCGCUUCCCUUCCGCCGGAAGUGGAGUGACUUUCCCUUUCCGGCUACGGGUCCCGGAGCGGAGUGGGAGGCCGGACCGGGGAAGCCGAGCGACGGCGGUGGCGGUGGGCUUGGCCAUGGCGGAGCUGGUGCAGGGGCAGAGCGCUCCGGUGGGCAUGAAGGCUGAGGGCUUCGUGGAUGCCCUGCACCGGGUCCGGCAGAUUGCUGCUAAAAUCGAUUCAAUUCCUCACUUGAAUAAUUCCACCCCCCUGGUGGACCCCUCAGUGUACGGAUAUGGAGUGCAGAAGCGGCCCCUGGAUGAUGGAGUAGGUAACCAGUUAGGGGCCUUGGUACAUCAAAGGGCAGUAAUAACAGAAGAAUUCAAAGUGCCUGAUAAAAUGGUUGGAUUUAUUAUUGGCAGGGGAGGUGAGCAGAUUUCACGAAUUCAAGCAGAAUCUGGGUGCAAAAUUCAGAUUGCCUCAGAGAGUUCUGGGAUUCCAGAGAGGCCCUGUGUACUUACCGGAACCCCAGAAAGUAUUGAACAAGCCAAACGGCUCCUGGGGCAGAUUGUGGACAGAUGUCGGAAUGGACCUGGCUUCCACAACGAUAUAGACGGCAGCAGCACAAUCCAGGAGCUCCUUAUCCCCUCAUCUAAAGUGGGGCUGGUCAUCGGCAAAGGAGGGGAAACCAUCAAGCAGUUGCAGGAGCGGACAGGUGUCAAAAUGGUCAUGAUCCAGGAUGGCCCACUGCCUACAGGAGCAGACAAGCCUCUCCGCAUCACUGGAGAUCCAUUUAAAGUACAGCAAGCAAGAGAAAUGGUCCUAGAGAUCAUCCGAGAGAAAGAUCAGGCUGACUUCCGGGGUGUACGCAGCGAUUUCACCUCCCGAGCCGGAGGAGGUAGUAUAGAGGUGUCUGUGCCUAGAUUUGUUGUUGGGAUUGUCAUAGGAAGAAAUGGAGAGAUGAUUAAGAAGAUCCAGAACGAUGCUGGCGUGAGGAUCCAAUUCAAACCAGAUGACGGGAUUAGCCCAGAAAGAGCAGCGCAGGUUAUGGGCCCUCCAGAUCGGUGUCAGCACGCGGCUCGCAUCAUCAAUGAGCUCAUUCUCACGGCACAGGAAAGAGAGAUCCUUGGAGGCCUCACAGUAGCAAGAGGAAGAGGUCGAGGCCGUAGCGACUGGAGUGUGGGCACUCCUGGUGGCGUCCAGGAGAUUACAUACACAGUGCCAGCGGAUAAAUGUGGCCUUGUGAUAGGCAAAGGGGGCGAGAACAUCAAAAGCAUCAACCAGCAGUCAGGUGCCCAUGUGGAGCUGCAGCGGAACCCCCCUCCCAACACCGACCCUAACCUGCGGAUAUUUACCAUCAGGGGUGCUCCUCAGCAGAUCGAGGUGGCCAGGCAUCUCAUAGAUGAGAAAGUUGGCGGUGCCAGCCUCGGAGCCCCUGCAGCCUUCGGACAGAGCCCCUUCAGCCAGCCACCAGCUGCUCCACAUCAAAACACCUUUCCUCCCAGGGGCUUCCCCAACAUCGCUGCUAAAGUUAACGGGAACCCCCACAGCACCCCUGUGAGUGGCCCUCCAGCUUUUCUGACCCAAGGCUGGGGCAGCACUUACCAGGCGUGGCAGCAGCCUGCACAGCAAGUCCCAAGCCAGCAGAGCCAGCCACAGAACAGCCAGCCCGACUACAGCAAGGCCUGGGAGGACUAUUACAAAAAGCAGAGAGCAGUAGAUGGGCAUCUGCCGCGGCGCUUCCCCGAAAUCAGUGUGAGAGAAACCUGUUUGUUACAGAGAUUUUUAGAUUUGCAAACCUUUCGAUGAAGAUCUUUGUUUUGUUCUGUGAAACACUAUAUUUAGAUUAACAGAAAUUUUCUAAAAAUUGGGAAAAUUAGUUACUAAACAUUGCUGGUAAUUUUUAUGUCAUGAUUUCUUUGUAAAUGUGUAAGCUCUGGAGCUCUUUUGGAGCAAAACCUGCAAGCUCAGGUGCCCGAACUCUCCUCAGAGCCUGACAUUUCAUCAAAUGAUGGGUUUGUCUGUGUCUUUUUAUUUACAGCUUUGGGUGGGUUUGUUGUUGUUGUUGUUGUUGUUGAUGAUGAUGAUGUUGGGUUUUUUGUUUUUGUUUUUCUUUUUUUGUUUUUUUUUUUUUUUCUGUUACAACAGAAAAAAAGGCUUGGAAGUCUUAGAUGGUAAUGUAACAAAUUCUUUAAAAAUGUUUAAGCAGUAUUUAAAUAUUCGUAAAUGUAAAUUCAGUGUUUCACCUCUAAUUUCUUGUAUCUUGGCUGUCUGGUUUUAUUGCAUUUUUUAAAAAACUGAACUAUUAUGUAUUGUAAUUAAUGAUGUGAAUUUUGAACUGAGACGGGUCCUUGUGUUGCGGGAGAGUCAUUUGUGAGUUGUGUCAUUUCUGUCGUUUUGAUGGUGACGCAGAAACACGGUCUACCUUGGUGUAAGCUGCUUGUCUCCGUUACCCAGGGCAGGUGUGUGUCUGAGACCUCCAAGCUGGUUCUAAAACAAAAGCCUUUCUCUAUUCUCAGAAAGAUAAAUACUGUUAUUUUUAAUAUUAAAAAGAAAUUCAAUAUAACUUUUAACAAACACUGUGGACAUUAAACCAUAUAAAAAAUGUAGUAACUAUUUUUUAAUUCCAGGGUGUUUUUUGCUUUUUUCCUUAAAUAUUUUCUUAAUAUUUGUCAAAUUAACUAGAUAAAUAAAUAAAUCUAGUAUUAACAACAGUAUGAGUUAAAUAAUUUUGAUUUAAUAAAAGGGAUAAUAUGAUUUCCAAUGUUUACUGUAGUGUAUCUUGUACAGAUAACAUGUAUUUUUAAAGAAAAAAAACGGAAUUGAAGCUAUUUUUUUCUUGCAUUUUGAAUUGACCUAAGGAACAUUCCGUUUGAAACGCGCUUGUUACAGUUUGCGGUUCUUGUUUUCCUUACGAUGCUUGAAAUGUCUAACUAUUAAAAAGACAUUGGAAAUGUUAUGCAUGUUGUUGUUUUUUAAAGGUGUUCUUUUUAUUUGACUGACAAUUCAUUUUACACUCUAUAUAAUAAAAUUUCCACAAGAUGUCUUGUGGGCAAAGUGUU
Molecule: messenger RNA, 3084 nt
Organism: Apodemus sylvaticus (European woodmouse)
Lineage: Eukaryota; Metazoa; Chordata; Mammalia; Rodentia; Muridae
Gene: Fubp3
Product: far upstream element binding protein 3
Exons: 18
Coding region: 161-1831 (556 amino acids)
Biological process (GO): regulation of gene expression
Cellular component (GO): nucleus; cytoplasm
Molecular function (GO): mRNA binding
Source: RefSeq, a predicted model, not a curated record